AUGGCUGCCGUGGAUAGCAGGCUUGAGCUGCUCUUCAAGCAUGCAGUAGUUGGCACUCGUCAGCAGGACCACCGCCGCGGCAAGUACACAACGCUUCCAGCAGGGUGUGGCUUUGGGGGUGGCCGAACCUCACCCGGCAACUACGCCAAUACUGCGCACAAUGAGCCUUUGGUUGAUGCAGUUCUUUCUGACCCGGCUGUACAGCGAGUUGCGCGGUAUGUUGACGCCGGCUUACAAACAUACUGGCCUAAGCUUCACCAAUUCCUCUCCAACCUCUUAGAGCAUAUCCUGAUGGACUGCCCGGACAUUCGGCGCUUGUUUGCAGGGUGCUGCUACGGUGCAUGCCACCUCAACCUCCACAACGCCGCCACCUUGGACCACGAAGAUUAUUACAACAUCCUCUUUGCCCUCUGUGCGGUGUAUGCAAGUGGUAAGUAUGAUCAUACUCGUAGUGGGCAUCUCAUCGCCUGGUCCCUCGGGAUCGUAGCCCAGUUUCCUGCAGGCUCCGCUGCUUUUCUACCUUCUGCUUGCGUCACCCAUGCAAACACACCCAUUGACAGCAAAAGUGGGGAGCACCGCUCGUCCAUUGCCUUCUUCACAUCGGCAGGUCUAGCCAGAUGGUAUCACAACGGGUAUAUGUCCGACAAGGAGUUUAUGGAGCGGGCGAGUCCAAGGCAGCUUUCAGCAUGGAAGGAUUAUCGAUCGAGGCUUUGGAAAGCAGGGCUUGAGCUACUGCAGUACGAUUAG
Molecule: messenger RNA, 747 nt
Organism: Lentinula edodes (shiitake mushroom)
Lineage: Eukaryota; Fungi; Basidiomycota; Agaricomycetes; Agaricales; Omphalotaceae
Exons: 2
Coding region: 1-747 (248 amino acids)
Source: RefSeq, a predicted model, not a curated record